GGGCGGGAUCGCGUGUGUUUACAUCCGGCCGGGGCGCGUCGCCGCCGCCGCCGCUGCAGCCACCGACGCCUGAGGUCGUUCGGCCCGGGUCCGAGCUGCCCGCAUCAUGGACACCAGCGACCUCUUCGCCAGCUGCAGAAAGGGGGAUGUGGGCCGAGUGCGGUACCUGCUGGAGCAACGGGACGUGGAGGUGAAUGUGCGGGACAAGUGGGACAGCACCCCUUUGUACUAUGCCUGCCUGUGUGGGCACGAGGAGCUAGUACUCUAUCUUCUGGCCAAUGGAGCCCGCUGUGAGGCCAACACCUUUGAUGGGGAACGCUGCCUCUAUGGAGCACUGAGUGACCCCAUUCGCCGGGCCCUGCGUGACUAUAAGCAGGUGACAGCCUCCUGCAGGAGGCGGGACUACUACGACGACUUCCUGCAGCGGCUUCUGGAGCAAGGCAUCCAUAGCGAUGUGGUUUUUGUUGUGCACGGGAAGCCCUUCCGGGCACAUCGCUGUGUCCUGGGCGUGCGCAGUGCCUACUUUGCCAACAUGCUGGACACCAAAUGGAAGGGCAAGAACGUCGUGGUCCUGAGGCACCCACUGAUCAACCCCAUGGCCUUUGGGGCCCUGCUGCAAUACCUCUACACAGGCCGCCUGGACAUUGGUGUGGAACAUGUUAGCGACUGUGAGCGCCUGGCCAAGCAGUGCCAGCUCUGGGACCUGCUCAGUGACCUGGAGGCCAAGUGCGAGAAGGUGUCCGAGUUUGUGGCAUCCAAGCCAGGCACAUGUGUGAAGGUGCUGACUAUCGAGCCCCCCCCAGCAGACCCCCGGCUCCGGGAGGACAUGGCCCUGCUGGCCGACUGCGCCCUGCCCCUUGAGCUCCGUGGUGAUCUCGGGGAGCUGCCCUUCCCUUGCCCUGACGGCUUCAACAGCUGUCCCGAUGUCUGCUUCCGGGUGGAAGGUUGCAGCUUUCUCUGCCACAAGGCCUUCUUCUGCGGCCGCAGUGACUACUUCCGGGCCCUGCUGGAUGACCACUUCCGAGAGAACGAGGAGUUGGAGGCCUCAGGUGGCCUCCCAGCCAUCACCCUCCACGGCAUCUCGCCCGACAUCUUCACGCACGUGCUCUACUACAUCUACAGCGACCACACAGAGCUGCCCCCCGAGGCGGCCUAUGAUGUGCUGAGCGUCGCUGACAUGUACCUGCUGCCGGGCCUGAAGCGGCUGUGUGGCCGCAGUCUGGCCCAGCUGCUGGAUGAGGACAGCGUGGUAGGCGUGUGGCGUGUGGCCAAGCUGUUCCGCUUGGCGCGCCUUGAGGACCAGUGCACAGAGUACAUGGCCAAGGUCAUCGAGAAGCUGGUGGAGCGGGAAGACUUCGUGGAUGCCGUGCGGGAGGAGGCGGCAGCCGUGGCUUCCCGGCAGGAGACAGACUCCAUCCCACUGGUGGACGACAUCCGUUUCCACGUGGCUAGCACUGUGCAGACCUACAGCGCCAUUGAGGAGGCCCAGCAGCGGCUACGGGCACUGGAGGACCUGCUGGUGUCCAUCGGCCUGGACUGCUGACUGUCCGCACAUGGCAUGGGCACACACAUGCAUGCGUGUGCACAUUUGCAGCUCGUCUUUCUGUUCCUUGCACCCUUGAGGGCAUCGUGGUGGGCUGAGGGGGCUCCGUGGGGUACCCCUCUACCCACGUGCCUGGGAGCCCCAGGGGAGGGUCAGGGUGAGCUCCCCUCCCCCAACACAAGCCAGCCCCCAAGGCCCUGGGGCUGGGCACUGCUCAGGGAAACCUGGGGUAGGGGUCUCUUUGGGCCUCCCUCCCCUGGAACCCCUCCACACCCCCUCUCUCCUGGCCCUGGCUUGUUUGCUUCCAAGCCAAGCCAGCAAGCAGGCUUCCCUGAGGUGCAGAGUUGGCCCACAGGGAGCAAAAAAGACUGUGUGUGGCAAUAAAGCUUGAUUCACUGUG
This is a messenger RNA of Mustela lutreola (European mink), 1943 nucleotides long. RefSeq names its product ankyrin repeat and BTB domain containing 1 (gene ABTB1). Lineage: Eukaryota; Metazoa; Chordata; Mammalia; Carnivora; Mustelidae. Gene Ontology annotation, molecular function: protein binding. Bases 107 to 1543 code for a protein of 478 amino acids. The transcript is spliced from 12 exons. Gene Ontology annotation, cellular component: ubiquitin ligase complex; cytoplasm. The record is from RefSeq and is a predicted model, not a curated record.